AGGUGAUAAGAUCGAAAAGUGAAAGAAAGCGCGUUAGUGCAAAGUUCGAACACCUGGACGCUGUCUCCACGCUAUUUGAAGUGAUCGCGAAUCGAAAGAAAUAGCAUGAGUCAUUGGUAAUGAAAGGGUAACGCGAAGUUGUGGUAGUCGUGUCCUGAACGAGAGAGCGAGAGCGUAGAAAACGGGAGAGGGCUCCGUUCGGUGCAGUCGUCCCUGGGUUUCGAGUCGGACAGCUCAGUUCAUUUUGUUGGUAGAGGCGGACGGCGAACAGCGGUGCAUAGCGCGACAGCUGAUUCCGAACAGUGUUGCGUCGACCGAUCGUUUCUCUCGACUGUCAGUUGCAGUUGAUACCCCGAAUCGGUUAGUUGGUUCACGAGUCUACUCGGUUUAUUGCUUUAUGCGUGUACACGCAACGCGACUUGAUCUCUUGGAAGCCGUGCUGUACGUGAUCGUGGUGAGCGCAUCCUUCGGAAACGAAUGCAGCCUCGCAAUUCGAAAAACUCGUCAUCGAUCGCGGGGAAAGCGAAGGCGAGGAUUAAAGGCGCGUCGUAACGAAAGACCGUGUUAGAACCUUCGUUUCUCUUUGCUUUGAGAGGUGACCAUCGUGACCAGGAGGGGUUCUUUCGUGAACGACUACUGUGAACAGUGGAGCGAGGGACAAAAGGGCGGAGAGACAGAGGAUGCACAGCGUCAUCGUCAGGGUAUGAUUUCGGACACCGCUAGGAUACCAAAUUCUACUUUCGACCGAUGCAUCAGCAGAUGAUGGCAGAUCUGAAAAAUCUCAGUCUGAGCGGUGGAGGAGGACCCAGAUACAGCGGCGAUGAACAGGUGCAAUUCAUUCCGGGCGGAAGUCACCAGGUGACGAUUAAAUCUCCUCCACCGACGUUACACUUGGAAAGUCUGAACAAUGCAGUUCUCAGCGGCUCGCAAAACAAUCUGCACUGCAAUUGCAACGGCAGCACGACGAACGGUGCCGCGGUUUCAAUGUGUAGCAGUAGCAUGUUCGUGAGAAAGGUGCCCAAUCAUAGUCCAGGACAGGAUGGUAAAAGGCCGGCGGUAACGUUGACGCAUCUUCCAAAGAGGCCACCGGUUGACGUCGAGUUCAAGAACCUGGCGUACAGCGUGUCCGAAGGCAGGAAGAGAGGAUACAAGACGAUUCUAAAAUGUGUCAACGGGAAAUUCCGAUCCGGAGAACUGACCGCCAUCAUGGGCCCUUCCGGUGCCGGGAAGAGUACGCUAAUGAACGUGUUGGCAGGAUACAAAACGUCUCACCUCAGCGGCUCCGUUCUAAUAAACGGAAAAGACAGGAAUCUCAGAAGAUUUCGAAAGAUGUCCUGUUACAUAAUGCAAGACGAUCAUCUGCUGCCUCACCUAACUGUGUACGAGGCAAUGACGGUCUCGGCUAACUUAAAAUUGGGGAAAGACAUCAGCGCGAUGGAGAAAAAAGUAGUGGUCGAAGAAAUCAUCGAAACUCUCGGCCUAAGCGACGCGAGCAACACACAAACUCAUUGCCUGAGCGGUGGCCAAAAAAAGAGGCUAUCGAUCGCAUUGGAGCUCGUGAAUAAUCCUCCGGUGAUGUUUUUCGACGAGCCGACUUCCGGUUUAGAUAGUUCGACUUGUUACCAAUGCUUGAGCUUACUCAAAUCGUUAAGCAGAGGAGGAAGGACUAUCAUAUGCACGAUACAUCAGCCAAGUGCACGAUUGUUCGAAAUGUUCGAUCAUUUGUACCUUUUGGCUGAGGGCCAAUGUAUAUAUCAAGGUAACGUAGGCGGAUUGGUGCCCUUUUUAUCGUCGAUGGGCUUAGACUGCCCCAGCUACCACAAUCCAGCGGAUUAUGUGAUGGAAGUGGCGUGCGGAGAACACGGCGAAUGCGUGCAUAAGUUAGUGAUGGCUGUGAACAAUGGUAAAUGCGCUAACUAUCAGCACUAUCAAGCCGCGAUGAACGCGGUGCAAACCGUAUCGAACGACAUCGCGAAAGAAUCACCGCAACAAGAGACAAAGUCCGAGUCCGCUUUGAUUCCGAACGGAGUGGCGAAACAACCAAACGGGGGAACGGUCAUUAAUAUGCCGAUUUCUUGCACCACCUCUUUGCUGGACAGUGCAGAGAGCAUAGAGCAGAAAGUUGGCUUUCCAACGAAUAGCUGUACCCAGUUUUGGAUUCUUCUUAAAAGGAUAUUCUUAUCGCAAAUAAGAGACAUGACAUUAACGAGAGUAAGGCUGAUUUCACAUAUAAUCGUUGGGUUUCUCAUCGGUGCAAUUUAUUACGACAUCGGUAACGAUGCUUCGCAAGUAAUGAGCAACGCUGGUUGCGUUUUCUUUACAGUGAUGUUUCUCAUGUUCACCUCUAUGAUGCCUACCAUUCUUACAUUUCCAUCAGAAAUGGUCGUAUUUGUGAGAGAACAUUUAAAUUAUUGGUAUUCCGUGAAAGCUUACUAUCUUGCGAGAACUCUGGCCGAUGUACCAUUUCAAAUAGUGUAUUCUGUAGCAUACGUUAUCAUUGUAUAUUUCAUGACGUCACAACCAUUCGAAACGAAUAGAUUUAUGAUGUAUUUAACUAUAUGCAUGUUAACAGCGUUAGUUUCUCAAUCCAUCGGUUUAGUGAUAGGAGCAGCGAUGAGUGUGGAGAGCGGAGUAUUUAUCGGUCCAGUGUCGUCGGUACCGAUUGUUCUGUUCUCCGGUUUCUUCGUCAAUUUCGAUGCCAUUCCAAAGUAUCUUAAAUUUCUUUCGUACGUGAGCUACGUAAGGUAUAGUUUCGAAGGCGCCAUGAUUUCCGUGUAUGGUUACAAUCGUGCUAAGCUCAAGUGUUCCGACGCGUACUGCCAUUUCAAGAGCCCGACGAAGUUCCUCGAAGAAAUGUCGAUGCAAAACGCCGUCUUCUGGAUAGACGCCGUUGCACUGGCAGGCUUCUUGCUUAGCUUGAGGAUUAUCGCCUACUUUGUACUGAGACUGAAGUUACGAUCUCUUCGUUAAAACGUGCGCCGGUGACCGAGAGGACGCCUCGAUAGGUCGUAAUAGUCGUCACGGAUAUUCGCUUCAAUCUCAAAAGAAUCUACGAAUAUUCGCGGCUAUGGUUCUUAACUUUGAUUCUUUUCUCGCCGAAGAUAGAAAUACUCGAACGUUUCGAAUGAACGAGCAAACUGUACAUACACGUGUGAAAACUGCGCGACGGAAUGUUUUCAACUUUCUUUUUGUUGUCAAUUGCUAAGAUUUUCUAUACAUACAAACGAAAACUUUGAACCGACAAAGUUUGGUAAAUCACGAACUAUCGUGCGUACUGUCGCGUUUUAUUACGAACGUUAAGUGUUUUACAACCUCGGAAAGCUCAAGAAUGACGUUCUUGACGACACGUUUCAAUCGACUCGGUCUAUCCGAACUUUAUACCGCACGAAAACGUGAAAAGAAUAAGAAACGUACGACGAAAGUUGUUUCGCGCGAUGUAAAAGAGACGAAGAAAUACAAGUGAAUUGUACGCAUAGAUCAUUUAGGCAUUUCUAAUGAAAUUAGAGUACACGUGAAUUAGUUUAAUAUCAUCGAUAAUAGACCGAAAAACGAGACCACCGUGGGUGAUAUGCAUUGAAAUCGAAACGCAAACAUUUAUAGCCAAUUAUUACAAACUCGCCAGGAGCCUUAGGCCCAUUUAAGACUCAUGGUCCCUCCAACGAGCGCGUGUGCGUCACGCGGAACUUCAUGGACUUUUUUCUAUAGAUAAGCAAUAGAAUUUACGAAUCAAAGAUUAAAAUUGAUCCUUUAUUGUUCUCGUGUUUACAUCGAUCGCUACAUUCACUUAGACUAUACAUGUAUACAUUAACGUGGUAUCUCGGAGAUAUACAAACAUGUUAAACCGUUUAACAUGUCGGACAAAAAUUUUAACCGACCUUCUUGGUACACCAAACGUUCGUUUCCACGUCCGACGCGCGCGUAUAUCGACGAGAUACUUAUUCUAGUAUUUGUAUUCAAAUGAUUUCGUACGAAAUCGCGAGCAAUCCUUACCCAUAUCGUCAUUCCACUAAUCGAUUAUUCGAUAACUGUAAGCGUUCAAGCGACAAAGGUAUUGUAAAAAAAAAUAACAAAAAAGCUCACACUUGACCAAUCACUAGCUGCCUGUGCGUUUGCUUUUUAAGUGGGAAUGCUGAACAUUGUUAUAUUUACUACGAUGAUAUAGCCCUUUAAUUAGAGAGAUAAAGGAAGCAUAUAUCUAUCGUUUAUUACGAAAGAAAACAAGUAGGCACGCGAGUCUAUACGUUAACGAAUUUAACAAGGUUAUUAUGUUUUUUGGAAAUGUUUACAGAAAUUUCUUUCACGGCCUACGCAUUUGUUCGUAUCACAGGUUCGUUUACUCAACGACCGGGAAAGUAACGGAAAGAUUGAACAUUUCGUAGACUAAUUAUUCGUCACUUAUUUUCUUUCGUUCAGCUCUCGUGUCUUGAAGACUUUCGCGAAGAAAGUCGCGAAUACAAUCGAGUACAGAAUAACUUUCUUUAUCGUAUAAUCAUUGUCUUUCGUUAUGAUUUUCGAAAUUCUGGAUGGGAUAUUUGAUACAAUCAAAAGAAAAAAAAAGAAAAAAAAUAGUCGUAUAAAUAUUUUCAUAUUUCCAAUAUUAGAUGUAAAUUCAAUUUAUGGUUUCUCGUUUUAAGCUAAGGUAUCUUUUAUGCGAUCGUUCCGUUCGAAGUUUAGUUGCGUUUAUUUCGUCUUGAUUGGUAGGAGCGAAAUUAUGUUUAAAUCCUAUUCAAGUACGUCCUCGUUACCUUCGAAGAUAACUGCUGUGUAAAACAAGUAAUCGUACUUAUAUCGUGAAACGUAAAUAUUUAGAAACUUCCUAGGAGGAAAGCCUUUGUCGAAACCUUGCUUCUUUACUUAAUCGAGUCGUCUUCGAUUUGACGAAUCCCUUAGCUUGCUUCUACUGGUUUUAGACGAGUCGAACGACGAACAUAGCGUUUAAAUAAUAUGUUAUACAAUGAUUUGUAACCAGUGAUAAAUUUAUGCUAUGCGUGUAACCGGUAUCUACGUUGAACGACGAACAACAAAUAAAUAUUAUGAAUUGUAGGGAAUGGGGGUUCUUAAGUUUCCAAGUUUUUGUUUGAACUGUCGGCGCAGAGAAGGAUAUUGGGACACAAUCGUAUCGUGAUCAAAUUAACGCUGUUAAAGUCGACCCUAUCGAUAAGCAAAAUCGUGGAAUUAUAUUAAUUUCAUUCCGGAUGCGUUUCAAUUGUGAUUCAGUAUCGGUAAACAAUCGUACGGCGAUAGCAAAGUUUUGUAAAGUGUACAUAUACAAAUUGUUGUAAGCGUAAGAACUUACGAAGGCAGGAUAACGAAGUAUGCUGAAAUUGUAUAGAUACGAUAAGGGUGUAACAGUUAUAUCUUUUCGUUGAACACGACAAACAAUUUGUAAGUCGUUUAAAUCUUGGCUCCCGCUUGUACGCUUAACGAAAGUGAGAUGUACAAAAUACGAAACGAAAUACAUAAUUUAACCUAACUGUACAACAGCGAGUACCGAUGACUUCCCUGGGUGAGGUGAUUGUCUCACCUCGUUCACUCGCGACGUGGUCUCGUUUUGUACUUUGUAAAAUAUAGCACUAUAUUUUCUUACAAUUACAAAUUAUAAUACAGUACGAGCCUAUGUGCAUUUUAUUCUUAAUUUAGCAAUAAACAAUUUUUUUCAAUACUGUCUUAUGUUAUUUGUAUUCAGUUGUAUAUCGAUCGAUAUGCUUUGAUAUGUUUCCUUGAAGGCCAUCUUUUUACGAUGAGAAGCCAUAAACACUUACUGAAUUCUACAUGACCCCUACAACAUACACGAGAAAUAGUUACCAAAGCAAUUUGCAUACAUGCAACACGCGUAGAGCCAAGAUUUAAACGCAAUAUCAUUACAAUUUUUACUUCGCUUGCAAUACCCAGAGCCGUCCCUACCACCGAUUAGGCAGUGUACCGUGCAGUAUAAUACCUCCUUUGACUAAGGAUAUAUGAGCGAAGGAGGAAAAGCUUCUCAAUUUGCCUUUGGGAGCAAGCGUUUUCAUAGCGUAUACCUGUAUUCACAGUAACGACGAACAAAGACGACGAUUGUUCCCUAAGAGACAACUUUGAAGGGGGAAGAAGCCCUUUCUCUUACGCUUCCCCUUAAGUCGCAACAAAAGGGAGGCCUAAACUGCACGCGACCUGUACCUCGAGUCUCACGGACUCAAGCAUUUUUACGAGUACCUGGAAAAAUUUUGUUUUACAAUUUUAUUAGCAUAUAUUUUCGCCGCGCUAAGUGGCGUAAAAAGGUAUGCAGUUUUGUUCGCGUGACUUUUGUUCCUUAGUCCUACAAAUUGUAGGGGCGGCUCUGUGUGACUUUCGGUUCGUUCACGGAUGACUGAGUUAUCGAUUUUUUAUUUUUUAUUGCUUCAUCAAUUUUCGAUUCUGUUCUUUGUAAUGCUGCGCAAACAUAUUCUUAGCUCGGAGUCACUGUCAGACAUAAAAGCAGUAAUGUGUCAGACUAAUCACACCCUUCUCACACAAGACACACACACAGAUGCGUGUACUGUGUUCAAGGCUCGCGAGAUCAACUGAGACUGUAAUAACGAACAAGUAAACUUUUAAUCUCUCUCCCUUUCUCUCUCACACACAUACACACACAUACACGCGCGCAAACACACACAGAAACACAACUGUCUUGCGAGCAAUAUCUUCGGACUGCUGUUAACCCUUUCACUGUGAACUUCAUAAUUGUAAAUCUGUCAUAGAAGGUUGAAAAGUAUUAUAAUUUACUUAUUAUUAAUUUCAAGCAGAGUAGUCAAAAAUGUUCUUCGUAAGUGGCUGGUUGUACGUACAUUUGUAGUUCAUAAUCGAUUUUUAAUGAAGCAUAUAUACGUCGUUCACAACGGAAGGGUUAACGAUAUUUUAAUUAACACGAAUACCACGUAUACAUAUAAGUGCGCAGCGUAGGAGCAUUGAUUUACAAAGACAGAACAUUUUCAGCUUUUAGGACACAUACUGAACACGUCGAUGUACAAUGUAUAUUGUUCGACCAUGUAUUGCAUACAGGUACAUGACACUUUUUUCAAGUAUUGUAAUUUUAUAUUGAACUAAAGAGUAUACGUGUGUGAGGUUGUGCGCAUGUGUGUGUGCGACAUCGAAAAAUAAGCAUGAAUCGUGUGAAAACGAAGUGCAACACGCGGGGUAAAAUGGUACCGUAUGUCCUUACGAUGUAAAAUUGCCGAGCGUAAUGUAACUCGUGUUCUGAACAAGGAAUGUCACGUUUAUACUAAAGCACAAAUGAAUAAACAUCUGUAUAAUACGAA
Molecule: messenger RNA, 7274 nt
Organism: Megachile rotundata (alfalfa leafcutting bee)
Lineage: Eukaryota; Metazoa; Arthropoda; Insecta; Hymenoptera; Megachilidae
Gene: Atet
Product: ABC transporter expressed in trachea
Biological process (GO): transmembrane transport
Cellular component (GO): plasma membrane
Molecular function (GO): ATP hydrolysis activity; ABC-type transporter activity; ATP binding
Source: RefSeq, a predicted model, not a curated record